CUUGGCGUCACGCGACAGGAAGUGACGUAGUAAUUCAGCGACGAAACCUGAUUCCCUUUGACGUAAACACAGCUUGAAGUACAGGCAGCUUAGGAUUGUCAUCAUGUUUCAUGGAAUACCUGCUUCAGGAGGCAUCGGAGGAGCUCCAGCCAAUAAGCCUGAAUUAUAUGAGGAAGUAAAGCUGUACAAAAAUGCCCGGGAAAGAGAAAAGUACGACAACAUGGCCGAGCUGUUUGCUGUGGUGAAGACGCUCCAAGCAUUGGAGAAAGCGUACAUUAAGGACUGCGUGACUCCCAAUGAGUACACGGGCGCCUGCUCCAGAUUGCUGGUGCAGUACAAGGCUGCUUUCAAACAGGUCCAGGGAUCAGAUGUUGGCUCAAUCGAUGACUUUUGUAGGAAAUACAGGCUCGACUGUCCACUCGCAAUGGAGAGAAUAAAAGAAGAUCGCCCAAUUACCAUAAAGGAUGACAAGGGCAAUUUGAAUCGCUGCAUUGCGGACAUUGUGUCUCUCUUCAUCACAGUCAUGGACAAACUGCGGCUGGAGAUUCGAGCCAUGGAUGAGAUCCAGCCAGACCUUCGGGAACUGAUGGAGACAAUGAACAGGAUGAGCAACAUGCCGCCAGAUUCAGAAGCCAAAGACAAAGUCAAUCUUUGGUUGACCACACUGAGCAGCAUGUCUGCCGCCGACGAGCUGGAUGACUCCCAAGUCCGCCAGAUGCUUUUUGACCUGGAGUCCGCCUACAAUGCCUUCAACCGGUUCCUACACUCGUCCUAAACAACACUCUGAAAACAGAACUCGCUUUGUAACCAACCGCUCCUUUGUAAAUACGUUCCCUUCGCUCUUGGCCAGAAUCCUCUCCUUUGAUACAGAACUCUGGCUGUUUGGAACUGUGUAGUGACUUUCUGUGAUCAAGUUGCGAUGUGGGGUGAAAAAAUCUGUCUGUCGAUAUUACUGUCCACCUUCUAGUUUAUUACCUUUAACUUAUAUAGUUAAAUAUAACAAAUUAAUAUUUCUUUAUAGCCCUAUUUCAUAGCUUUCUGCACCAGCUUGACAGAAACCUUCUGUGUGUGUGUUCGUAUAUUUUUGAGAACACAACAGUGGGACAUUUUUAUCAAUCGCCAAAAAUUUGGAAUUAGAUUUCCCAAUUCAAAAACAUCUGAAAUGAGGUACCUUCUGUCCUGGUUUCUCUUUGCAAUGAUCAUAUUUUUUAAUUUUUGCAGUAAAACAAUAAUCUGUUGGGUUUGCAUUAAUUCUAAUUUCUUUCAGAAAUUCCUAUUGGAAUUAAAUAGUUGGGUAGGUCAAUUUAUUAGGUACGUUAGGAAUAGUACUAGAAGGCAAUUCAGUAUAUGCUCAGAAAAAAGGGCACUAAUCAUUUACAUCUUUAGUGUUUGUCUAUUACCUGCAAAUGUGCAUCUGGUGUAGCUUCGUUACUGUUAAAAAUAAAUUAAAGGCAAAACUGUCAUCCUUAAGGUGUAACUAUACGUAUUAGGUCAUUCUGAAUCUUCCAUUACAUUUGAUUUACCAUGUUAAAAAUUAUAUUUUGCAAGAAAGAAUACCCCAGUGACAAAGAAAGGGUACCUAUUAGUACUCUUCAACCAAGACCUUGUAGAACACAUAAAUGUCUAUGUAGGAAUCCAACAUUCAGUUCUUUGGCAGAAUAAAAUGAAACCAGUGGGUUUAAAAUACUAGGCAAAUAAAAAAUUGUUUUAACUCUAAUGUAUUAUGUGGUUUGAUUUUGGGCUAAUACAAUUAUUAUUAUUAUUUGGUUAUAUCUGAUAAUUACACUUUGUAUUUCUGUAAAUUAUGGGAUCAUGAUAUACAUGUUUAUUUCUGUUCUUUUUGGAGAAAUUGGUUUCACUGUACUGUAUGCAAAUUUAUAUUUAUUAAAACUCCACAUUACUAUCCCA
Molecule: messenger RNA, 1908 nt
Organism: Clarias gariepinus (North African catfish)
Lineage: Eukaryota; Metazoa; Chordata; Actinopteri; Siluriformes; Clariidae
Gene: vps28
Product: VPS28 subunit of ESCRT-I
Exons: 10
Coding region: 104-775 (223 amino acids)
Biological process (GO): protein transport to vacuole involved in ubiquitin-dependent protein catabolic process via the multivesicular body sorting pathway
Cellular component (GO): ESCRT I complex
Molecular function (GO): protein-containing complex binding
Source: RefSeq, a predicted model, not a curated record